UUUCAGAUAAACUUUCAAACAUGUCUGCUAAACAGCCAACUCUGCUCGAUCUGCCUAUAGCAGUUGCGAAUCACGUUCUUGAGAAGCUAAAACUCAAUGAAUUGUGGACCUGCCGAAAAGUUUGUCGAAGUUUACGGACCGCUGUUGAUAACUUCGGAGCUCAAUUUACCGAUCUCUCAGUUGUCUUGGAUGAAGACAGCGUUAGGAUACAACUCGACCGAAUUGAAAUUAUCUACCGUAAUUGUUCACUUCUUAGUGGAUCAUCUGUGUGGUGCAAUAAUGAAUGGAAAUAUUUAGAGGGAGAAAACUGUUUGAAGUUGGCUUUCAAUGACUUGAAGAUACUUCUGAAGCAUGCAUCUUGUCUAUAUAUUAUAUCCUAUUUGAAUGACCAAGAUAGAGAACACGCUGUCAAUUCUCUAGUUGACGUCUUGAAAAAGGAAGUGGAUAUCCACAUGAAAACGAUAUCUUUGCAUCGUGACUUAUCAAUCGACGAUAUUGUAUUAAUCCUUCCGUUAUUCAAUAGUCAAACAUUGAGAAAACUUUGGAUAAGAGGAAUCUUUCCAGCUCAUGACUUUGAGAGAAUAACUCAUUUGGAUCAGUGGAAAAAGGCGAAAAAAUUCAAGUUAUGGGAAACCUCGUGGGAAUGUUUGCCUAUCGAAUAUUUCUUCCAUUUUGAGAAGUUUCGUAUUGAUAUUGUCAAGAAUCAUGAUAUUCCAAUACAAAGUGUGAUUAAAAUUCGAGAUGAUUUGCUGCAAAGAAGUACGUUCCGGAAAUGCGUAAUUUCGGUUAUAAACGUAAAUUUUAACCCUGAACUUGCAAGAAUAUUUCAACCGGACUAUGCUGGUUGCGAUGAAUUCACCAUGGAGUAUUCAACCGGGAAAUCCAAAUUUGAAAUUUAUUAUGGAAUUUACGAAUUUAUGAACAUGUGGCAGUUAAGAAUCAAAAGAUGCUAACUAAUUUUGUUUCGUAUUAUUUUCGGUUGUCAUUUUUAUAUUUUUCUGUGUAUGAAACAUCCACAAUGAUUUCUGGAAAAU
This is a messenger RNA of Caenorhabditis elegans, 1034 nucleotides long. RefSeq names its product F-box domain-containing protein (gene fbxa-36). The transcript is spliced from 3 exons. Bases 21 to 953 code for a protein of 310 amino acids. The record is from RefSeq and is marked reviewed. NCBI's taxonomy places the organism in Eukaryota, Metazoa, Nematoda, Chromadorea, Rhabditida, Rhabditidae.